This is a messenger RNA of Peromyscus leucopus (white-footed mouse), 522 nucleotides long. Its product is annotated as hepatitis A virus cellular receptor 1 homolog. Gene Ontology annotation, cellular component: cell surface. The record is from RefSeq and is a predicted model, not a curated record. NCBI's taxonomy places the organism in Eukaryota, Metazoa, Chordata, Mammalia, Rodentia, Cricetidae. The coding region runs from base 1 to 522 and encodes 173 amino acids. Gene Ontology annotation, biological process: positive regulation of mast cell activation; phagocytosis, engulfment. Gene Ontology annotation, molecular function: phosphatidylserine binding; virus receptor activity. The transcript is spliced from 4 exons.
AUGAUGUAUCCUCAAGUCUUCAUUUCAGGCCUCAUACUGCUUCUCCCAGCUGCUGCGGAAUCCUUCCCAGAAGUGCAUGGAGUGGUGGGUCACCCUGUGACACUGCCGUGUACUUAUCCAGUGUCUAAUGGACUCUCACCCACGUGUUGGGGCCGAAUGGCAUGUUUUACUGAUAAAUGUAAAAAUGUUGUUAUCUUGACCAAUGGAUACUACGUCUACUAUGAGAGGAACAAUCGUUACCACUUAAAGGGGCAGCUUCUUCGAGGAAAUGUGUCCUUGACAAUAGAGAAUGUCACUGAGAGUGACAGUGGUCUCUACUGCUGUCGAGUGGAAAUGGCAGGAUGGAAUGGUGUACGGAGACUGACCAUCUCACUGCAAGUUCAACCAGGAAUUGAUCCAACACAGAACCCACCAAGGAUCAUGACUAAAGGCUUCUACAUUGGAAUCUCCAUUGCCUUGGUGCUUCUACUUCUUGUUAGCACAAUGGUUAUCACAACACCUAAUUCAGAGUCCAGUGGGUGA